AUGACGAAGAAACAGCAUCGUCGUUUGUCCUGCUAUAAGAUUAUGAUAUCUUUAGGGGUAUACGAUAUGGCAGCCAUUGCUAUCAAUUCAUUGGUGACAGGAUAUCUAUGGAUUAAAGGCGCCAAUUACUGUACAAAUCCAACUACUAUAUAUGCAAUUGGAACGAUUGGACUUGGUCAAUUCCGUAUAUUUUUAAUUUCAGUACUACAACUAUCCACAUACCAUCAACAAUUUAUUGGUGGUAGCAAUAACGUGUCUACUCUACUUCCCAUAUGGUCGUGUUUUGCUGCAACUCUCCAGAUCUGCAACUCGCUUAUCGUGGGCUCAGAAAUCCGUGAGUUAACUGUCCGACGCUCACUAAAACCUUCAGUCCCGCUUUAUAUCGUAAUUAAAAAAUUUCAGUUUUUUAUCCAAUGUACUUCUAUCUGUGCAGCAAAUCUCAUAGCAGCAUUGAUCUAUGUGUACAUGCAGUUCUUCUCGACUUCAUCAUAUUUUGUGCUAAUUGGGCACAUCUGUUGGCAGUUAGGACACGGUAAAAAGGAGUUUUCUAUAUUGUAG
Molecule: messenger RNA, 558 nt
Organism: Strongylus vulgaris
Lineage: Eukaryota; Metazoa; Nematoda; Chromadorea; Rhabditida; Strongylidae
Source: the annotation of a GenBank genome assembly